AUGGGAGACCGAAAGCCGUCCCAGUUCCUUCGCCACCUGCGUGGGCUGGCGGGCACCGCCGUCCCGGACGGGUUGCUCAAAACCAUCUGGCUAGGGCGAAUUCCAGCGUCCAUGCGGGUCAGCCUGGUAACCCAGACGGAAGCCGGUUUGGAUAAGAUGGCUGAGCUCGCCGACGCCGUCAGCGACGCCUUGCCUGAAAGGCACCAUGUCGCGGCCGUAUCGACGGACUCGUUCGAGACGAUGCUCGAGCGAUUGAUCAUUCAUAUCACCGCCAAAAUGGGGGAGUUGGCGAAUGGACUUCGUCAAGAGAUCGCGGCGGUAGAAGACCGCGCGUCGGCUCGCGGUAGCCGAUCGCGGGAGCGGCGUUCACCGUCCAGGCAGCGCGCGCGCAGCCGCGGUCGCGGCAAGAACGGCGUCUGCUGGUACCACUGGCGGUUUGGUGCUGACGCGAUAAGAUGCGAACCGCCGUUCAACUUCCGUUCGGGAAACGAUCAGGGCGGUCACUAA
This is a messenger RNA of Trachymyrmex septentrionalis, 507 nucleotides long. RefSeq lists its product as uncharacterized. Bases 1 to 507 code for a protein of 168 amino acids. NCBI's taxonomy places the organism in Eukaryota, Metazoa, Arthropoda, Insecta, Hymenoptera, Formicidae. The transcript has a single exon. The record is from RefSeq and is a predicted model, not a curated record.